Caenorhabditis remanei is the source of this 2691-nucleotide messenger RNA. RefSeq lists its product as uncharacterized. The record is from RefSeq and is a predicted model, not a curated record. NCBI's taxonomy places the organism in Eukaryota, Metazoa, Nematoda, Chromadorea, Rhabditida, Rhabditidae. The transcript has 8 exons. Gene Ontology annotation, cellular component: endoplasmic reticulum membrane; Dsl1/NZR complex. Gene Ontology annotation, biological process: retrograde vesicle-mediated transport, Golgi to endoplasmic reticulum. The coding region runs from base 1 to 2691 and encodes 896 amino acids. Gene Ontology annotation, molecular function: SNARE binding.
AUGACUCAUAUGAGAGGAACGAAUCAUGAGAAAUCGGAAAUGGAGCAGGAGAAUUCGAAAAUUUUGUUGAAGGAGCGAUACGACCUUCUGAAAUGGUUGACGAAUGUGGAAAUGCGAUCGCCGAAUUUUCUGAUACCUGUUCAGAUUGCGAAUUAUGUGGAAUCACUGCCAAUGUGUAAAUUGGCGGUCUCGCCAAAAUGCGACCGUGUUGCCCUAAUGAGUUACGCCCGUCAACUCGACAUCUAUCAGAUUUCCGGAGAGAUUCUGGAACACGAAUCGAGUGUUCAAGUACUGGAAGAAAUGUCUCCAGAAUAUUGUCUUCUCCAGUUCUCCGCCUCCUCAAAUCUUCUUUUGUCUUCCAGAAGUACCCCUCAUAUCGAUGUAUUUGAUAAUAUGGGUGCAUACUGUUAUGAUAUUCCUCUCGAAAUCCACGAAGGCAUUUUCGAUGUGAACAAGGCGAUAUGUGGAAUGCAGACUGUCGCCAAUCAUUUCACUCAAUCUAGUGAUAAAUUCACGGAGAUUCUAUACGUUUUACAGUAUUCUGGCGUGUUUUCUGCGUUUAAAAUUGGCCGUUUGUCGAAAUACUCGCGAAUGUGGUCUGUCCAGUUGGACAUUGGACAAACCGGAUCAUUUAUUGUCCUUCCUCAAUAUAGUCUCCUUCUUGUCUCCGCCCACCACAAAGAGUCGACGUCGGUGACACCGCCGGCCGGAUUGUGUUCAUUCAGAUUGAUGGAUAUGGAUCCGUUUGUGGAGCCGAUUCGCAUUUCGACGCCAGAAGGAGGAUUCUUCUCUCGCCUUCCAUUCUCCACCUCAUUCAUGACGUAUCUUCCCAAACUCUCGUUAUCAUUCGAAUCUCAAUUACUGGUUACUGUAGCCACUUCUGGUUCAUUGUAUCUCUUCGAAAUCCCGUCGCUUCGCGUCAAAUUUCAAUUCAAUUUUAUCAGUGGACCACGCCCCAUCGAAGCGUGUUUUGUGGAUACUGAUGAAAUCGCAGUGAUCUACGAUAAUGGAUACCUCCUCCGAUGUCAAAUCGAUGAUUUGGAGGAAAAAAUGUAUUCGAUGAAAAUGAAAUCAAAAAAACAGUUGGAUGAACCGGAUCACAAAGACAUGUACACUGAGCAUACUGUAAUGGUGUCACCGGCUCAACGAGAGAUAUUUCUUCUCUCUGCUCAAGGAGACAACACUUUUCUUCGAGAGGCCGCCCAUAAGAGAGUCCAAUUAGCUGGGCAAUUAUGGUUGUAUACUGUAUGGAAUUCAUUCAAAAAACUGUUGGGAAUGGCGAUGGGAGAACCGGCGGAACAGUUGCAGAUGGCAACGCAUAUCGCGAAAUUUGAAUUCGCGUUGAUUCACUCGCCGACGAGAACGCUUCAGGAGUUAUUUAAUAGAACGCUAGUCGAACAUGACUACACGCGAGCGCGUGAACUCGCCGAAACAUACGAAACAAUCGAUAUCGACGUGGUCCUCAAAUCCGAAUGGCGCGACAAAUGCUCAAAAAACAAGGUUACGGUAGAAGACGUCGAGGGAAUUCUGAAGAGAAUCGGCGAUUCCGAAUGGAUCGCCGAACAGUGUGCCAACGCGGAUUCCGAUGAUUUCGAAGUGCACAAAGCGUUGAUUGAUUUGGGUCUGUCACUUGGGGAGUCUAGUGUGACAUGGCAGAUUCGAUUGCUUCAUCACUGGAGAAUGUUGGAAGUUUGUCGGAUUAAAGGAGACGUUGACACUUAUAUGAUAGCGAGGAAAGGCAGCUGUUUGGAUGCUGCAUUGGCUUUUGCACAUAACGGAGACAUCGACUCCCUGACUCGAAUCAUCGAAUCCAACAUGACCGUAAUGAAACGUCACCAGAAACGUAUUCUCUCCGCAAUUCCCACAUGCACAUCACCCACAAAAUACGAAAUUCUAAUGCCCCGCCUACUAUCAGAUGACGUCGAAGAGCAAUGGGAGCUCGAAGAGCAACACGACGACGGAAUCUGUGAACGUCUUCAUCAGAUUCUCCGCGAACAUCCGGAUUCAGAAGCGUUGAUUCGAAAUAUCAACGUGGGAAAUGUGGAAGACGAGGGCGACUUUAAUUACGUCGAAUGGAUUCGUGAGACCCUUCCGAAGAUUGAUUUCGAGUGUGGCCUCACUGAUAUCUGCGUGAAUUUGUUGCGGAUUGCGAUAGAGCGCGGUUACGAAGAUUUGAUUCAUGAGAUGGGAAUCUGGGAGAGAUAUGCACAGUACAUUCGGAUUUGUUCGAGUGUUAGUGAGAGUAUCACAUCGUUCCAAGAUUCUAGUGUCAAAUCGUUUAUCGAUCGAUUCGCACGUCUUCUGGAUUCAGAAUUGAUUAGUUUUGCGGAAGAAGUGACGGGGCUCAUUGAGUGGAAGGUGAACACCACGUCUUCAGAAUCCAAAGAUUCAGAAGACGUUACCCCAGAAAUCCGGCUCCAGAAGGCCAUUACCUUGCUCCUGAAGGCUACCAACGAACGGGAUACAAAAGUCCUUGUGGCGUUCCGCACCGCGCGUCCCGAUGUCGUCGAUGACCAUGCCAUCCUCGAAGUCCUUCUGAAUAUGACGUCGACUGGAGCGGAUUUGAUGAAAUCUCUUGGGGACUUGCCCGUUGAUAAGUACUCGAAUGUGACGUCAUCGCUGGGAUCUUUGAUGUCGAGAGGUGUCAAAAUGACGUUUAAAUCGAUUUUUGAGAGUAUGAAGGAGCCGUGA